UUCCAAAGCAGCCUGUUGAUGCGUGGUGGCCCGUCACACGGAAGUAGAAGCACACAUAUACAUGAUGUGAAACUUAGCAAGAUUCUUGAUUUUCUUGUUUCAACCGGGUCCAGUGGCUGCGAAUACAUUCUGGCACACGUUUGUGGCAGAAUCAACCCCGGCUCUCUUCGCUUUAAGGAAUCGUCGGCGUUGCUGCCGGACAAUCCACGGGACAGCUGUGAUGAAGCACGAGGGCGGUACAGAAGAAAACGUCUCGCUUCGCUGCACCUGAAAUCCGAUCAUGAAUUCUCCCGAAGACCGCGAGUGCCCGGAACACAACCGAGAGCGUGUGGACCACGAGCCCUCUUCAUCUGUCCACAUCGAUGGCGACGACGAUGAGAGGACAGCCUUGCUGUCACCUGGGAUUUCUCCAGAGUCCAGGACUGGCCACGUGUCAAAAGAGCGGCGGACGUUCUGCCUCUUUACUUUUUUCAAUUGCAAUCUCAUCGUCUUGCUGUGGUUGAUUAUGGUCAGCAUUAAAAGUUCCCAGACAGGUAUCAGUUAUACAGCAGUUGUCCUCGAAGAAGUAGUACAGACUGAUGUGAGCAAAACAUCGUUUGACAUAACUUGGCUGGCAAUUUUCCGGGCCACAGUGCUGCUGCUGGCGUACGCGGCGUGCAAAUGGAAAUGCAGGUUUCCUGUCGCGUCGACAACAUGUAUUACAAGUGGAUAUGCCUUUUUCAAGAUUUUGCAUACAGAUUAUUCAGGUGAAAACAGUUAUAAGUUUGUUGCAAUUAUGAUGCCCAUUACAACCUUCGUGGUUGCCUGGAUUGAGGCAUUGUUUAUGGACUACCGUGUGCUACCUAAGGAGCAGCGAGCCACACAAAGAGUCCAUAAUCAACACAAUCUCCAUGUUAGACAACACCAGUCUCCAAGAGGAGAACACCCACCUACCCAAGAAGAUGACUUCCACUCACUCUCAGAAUUUGUGGACGGUAUGGAUGAAGGUGAUGACGAUCUAGAUUUGGAUCUUGAAGACAUCAGUCACCUGUCCAAUGAGGAACGCCAGUACGUACAGCAGGGGGAAGAUGCUAUGCGGAAUGUGAUAUCUAUGUUGGGUAUGGAAAGUGUCUGGAAUAAAGAAAAAAGCAGGGAUGAUGGAGAUGUGUAUACUUUAAUUGGACCAAAUAACAUGAAGAUAUUUAUACUCAAGAUGUCCUUGCUGUGCCCUCCCGAAGUGGUUUACGAGGAGGUGAUGCUACGGCCUGAAAGAAUGCCCAGCUGGAACCGUGCAGUCAUCGACUGCCAGGUACUGAUGAGGAUAAGUGACCACACACUUGUUACAUAUGAUGUCUCAGCAGGAGCAGCUAAUGGCUAUGUCAAACCAAGGGACUUUGUGAAUGUGAGAAGGAUUGAGAAGCAAGGCCAGCGAUACAUCUCAGCUGGGAUGUCCACGUCGCAUGAAGACAAACCUCCGUCCUCCGAUUUUGUUCGGGGCAACAAUGACUCUGGAGGCUUCAUUGUGCAGAAGAAUUCUGAGCAACGCAAUGCCUGUUCAUUUAUAUGGAUCCUUAGCACAGACAUAAAGGGCAGUAUUCCCCGUUAUUUGGUGAACAAGAGCCUUGCAGAAAUCAUGUUUGCGUUUGCAUCAAGCCUGCGGCAACACCUCAAAGACACCCACACGCAGCAUAGACCCUCAUCAGGUGCAGUGCCUCGCCACUCUCGGCUGUGAAUUUGAAUUGUGCACAGCCUUUUCUCGGACAGCUAUGCUCAACUUGUUUUCUUGCUGGACUUAAGGAGGCUUCUGAAAAUAUCGCCUCUGUUGUGCCAGCAGAGAGUACAAUGAUAUACCCGUAAAGUACUUUUGAAAUGCAUGACUGAUGUAUUGGGUGGUUUAUCUUAUGAAAAAUAUAGAAGUGGAAUAACAUGGGUUUGACUAGUUGAGACUAUUAUGAUAAAGGGGUGUUUUGUGAAUAUAUUUGUGAAUUCUACACCGUGACAUAUGCACGUUUGCUUUUAUAUAGCACUACGCUUGUUGUACUUGAGGUUUUAUGAAUAAUUACACAUGGCCGUAUGACACAGCAACAAAUAAACGAAUACAUUCAUCAUCUCAUUAAUGCCAGUUAUCCUCGUGAAGAUUCCUUCGCAUUAAUAUAAGUUACGAAGUUUGUACAAUGUAUUUUGAAAACGCCAUUCUUCGAUACUGAGUAUACAUUACCGUAGAGUACUCUCUCUCGUAUGGCAUUGUAUAGAACGGCAAAUUUUUAACUAACAAAAAAGUAUGAAUUUCAUAGCGAUGGAUUAGUUAAAAUAAUAAAAACACUAUUACAUUGCUGUGAUGAUUUGCACUAAUUCAUGAGGCACAUAGCAUAUAUACGGCACAAACGCUUACAAGUAUGCAAAGCAUGGAAAAAUGCAUGCUUGGAAUUGAACUGAUUGAAAGAACAAAUGAAACGGGGAACAGAUACACAUUAUGGACAUUGACUGUGAACACAAGUCAGUGGGAUUGGACAAGACACGCCGCCACGUAUUUAUGCAUGUAUGUUGAACUUCUUUCGCACCGUACGUAGCCAAUCGUGCUGAUAGGAGGUGCGGGGGAAGGACAACAAGGGAUGAGUUGUAAAUGGUCGAAACUGACAGUCGAAUGGCAGCCAAAAGAGAGGACACAUCUGAGAUGGCAACUGCUGAUAUUGAGUAUUAAUAUCAGACCACGUGCAGGAUUAUUUCAUCACGAGAUCGUGAGGGAUGAUGCAUUGAGGAAGCCUUCAUCCAGCAGUAAACAGAUCAUGGCUGAUUAUAUUAUACAUUAGUUGUAACUUUUGCGUUGAACUUGAAUUAUAGUGCAUAAUUAUGGAUAUUUUUUUAAAAUCUCCUUCCAUAUACCUGAACGCAUCUAUUUUCACACAUGAACUCUCCGACACAUAACCCAUGAGUUCUAAACUGCAACUGUGUUCAUUCAAUCAGGGGAAUGCAUUUUCAUGAUCAUUAAGUAGUUUAAAAUGUUACAUUUUUUAAAAUACAGAUAAGAUUAAUUAUCUUGAUUUGAAGCUUUCGUGACUGCCGGAAUCCAUACUCUUUGGUUCUUUAGGUAAAGUCACGUAGAUAAAAAAAGAAAAAAAGAAAAGAAAUCAUAAAUGUAAAAAAAUUAAAGCAAAAAAACCCACAAUAAAAAUAGUAAAAUUAAAUUAAAUAGAAAAUAAUAAAAGCAAAAAACCCACGACGCUUCGAUCGCAACACAAGCAGUCUUCAUCAGGGCAUAGAGAAAAGUAGAGUUUUGCUAAGCCAUUCAGAUCUGGCAUCUUUGUACCAUUGUCUAUAAAUGCUGAAAAUUACAGUACAGUAUAGCUACUACUACACUGUAGAUAAUGAAAGUAUUAAUUUAGAGUACAGUAAUGGAAAAUAAUUGUAUUUAUACUGUAUGUUCGUUAUCAUUUGUUGUACAUCAAUGUACAGCAAACAAAAUAACAGUAAAAUAUGACAGGAAUAAAAGUGCCCUGUUUUUGUGUUGUACUGUAGUAAUGGACAAGCUGAUGAUUCAACUUCAUAAUAAUAAAUGUAUUUUGUA
Messenger RNA from Lethenteron reissneri (Far Eastern brook lamprey), 3544 nucleotides. RefSeq names its product stAR-related lipid transfer protein 3-like. Gene Ontology annotation, molecular function: cholesterol binding. The record is from RefSeq and is a predicted model, not a curated record. Gene Ontology annotation, cellular component: lysosomal membrane; late endosome membrane; endoplasmic reticulum membrane. Lineage: Eukaryota; Metazoa; Chordata; Hyperoartia; Petromyzontiformes; Petromyzontidae. Gene Ontology annotation, biological process: cholesterol transport.